UAUGUUACUGAUCGGGCUUGUUCCUUUUCUGCCCGGAAUUCUUCUUGCCACCGUGGCCCUCGCCAAUCUAUUUCUUUCUUCUUUUAGCAUGGCACCGCUAGUGGCCUCUCCUUCAACUCCGCGACUGCUUCGUGUGUGGGCAAUCCCGACGCGGCCGUCGAAAACAAACACCCUUGGGCCAUACACGCGGCGUAUUCGAAGAGCCACUGCUCAGGCUACAUAAACCCACCGUCUUUCUCCUCUACGAACCCGCUAUUCACGCUUUCCGAAGCCCGCAGCUCUCCCAUGUCGCGUCAGACACAACCAGACCAACAAAACAUGUCUAAACCUUCCGAACGUCCCACUGUGGACAGUCUGUAUGGUAUGGAAUCUGAUGGAAAACGACGCAAGGCCGUGAAGGAUGCCCUCCGAUUUAUGGAGCACUUCUUCCCAUCGAUCGCACGUCCCGCAGAGAUAUCACCCAUCCAGCAGUCUGUCGCGCCGAAAAUGGAUGCCUUCAUCACCCACAUCGAGGGCCGUGUCCGCCUACCAACUUUCGUAUUGUAUUCGGGGCUAUACCUGCUAUAUCGUCUGCUGAAAACCGCUCCAAGUACGAGACACAAGGAUCCCUACGGUCUGUUCCUCACUGCGUUCAUGGUCGCCGCCAAGAUCCAAUGCGACGACAACUACAACAUGAAGGCGUGGACAACAGUCGGCCGCGAUCUGUUCAGCAUCCAGCAGCUCUGCCAGAUGGAGCGCGAUCUCUGCUCCACCCUCGGCUGGGACCUCACAAUACCGCAGUUCGCCCGGGAGGAGUUCGAGGCUCGUGUGCAAGCGCACUUUCACGGUCGUGGCCCGUUCGCACCAUUCGAGUUCUCUCCGUCCAUCGGGGCCAAGUCGCCCUCUGAAAAGCCCAAGAUACCUGUGAUACCACACAACCUCAUCCCACCGCGAUUCCCCGGCUCGCGUCACCACCCCAGCCGGUCGUUCUCCGACCCCUUCUGCUCUGCGCACUCGAAUGAAGAGCGGCCCGGCUUCGGGCUUCUAGCGAUCCCUGCGCAUCUCGCGGAAGUGUAUCCCUCCCGGUCCCACUCGUCCGCUGCGAUCAGGAAGGUGGCAACCCCGAGCCCCGGGGUCGAGUCGCACACGCCUUCUCAUGUGGUCCCUCGGCCUCCCCACAUGCGCUCGCAGUCGGCAGCUGCGAUAUUCAACACGGUGGUCAAGCCAGGCGGACGACCACUGCCGCCGAUUCCAGAGCCGUCGCUGCCGCAAAAGGAGCUGCCAGACAUUCCGCGCCCAUCGCCAUUGAACCGACCGCUCCCUCCGACGCCGUCAGACCGGGCGCCGAAUCGCGCAGCGAAGCCGCUCCCACUGCCUCCGAAGGACCGUGUUGUCUUCAUGAGGCCCAUGGCUAGCGUGUGGUGAAAGCAUAGUCGGCUCGAGCACCGACACGUCAACAAGUACACCAUCGAUAAUUUGCUGGACAAUCUCGGCUCAAGUUCGUUCUCGAUAAUCUCGUUGGAUGCAUCGUUCUGUACAUCACUGCUACAAUGGUUUGCUCAUUACUUCGUUAUUAACACCAGCCCGCACCGUUAUUUCCACUGACCUUCCU
Molecule: messenger RNA, 1591 nt
Organism: Laetiporus sulphureus 93-53
Lineage: Eukaryota; Fungi; Basidiomycota; Agaricomycetes; Polyporales; Laetiporaceae
Exons: 2
Coding region: 286-1404 (372 amino acids)
Biological process (GO): regulation of cyclin-dependent protein serine/threonine kinase activity
Cellular component (GO): nucleus; cyclin-dependent protein kinase holoenzyme complex
Molecular function (GO): cyclin-dependent protein serine/threonine kinase regulator activity; protein kinase binding
Source: RefSeq, a predicted model, not a curated record